Molecule: messenger RNA, 1674 nt
Organism: Pleurotus ostreatus (oyster mushroom)
Lineage: Eukaryota; Fungi; Basidiomycota; Agaricomycetes; Agaricales; Pleurotaceae
Product: GABA-specific high-affinity permease
Exons: 12
Coding region: 1-1674 (557 amino acids)
Biological process (GO): transmembrane transport; amino acid transport
Cellular component (GO): membrane
Molecular function (GO): transmembrane transporter activity
Source: RefSeq, a predicted model, not a curated record
AUGUCGACGGAGAAGCGUUUAGAGGAUGGAAAUGGGAGCGUGGACACGCGCGAGGCCGUACAGCUUGCCGACGAACAAUUGCUGGCGCAGCUGGGAUACAAGCAGGAGUUCCAGAGAGCCUUCUCCCCCCUCGAGUGCUUCGGCAUAGCAUUCUCGAUCAUCGGACUGUUACCGUCGAUCGCGUCGGUGAUGUUCAAUUCGAUUCCAAACGGCGGCCCUGCAGCGAUGGUGUGGGGUUGGGCAGUCGCCAGCGUGUUCAUCCUAUUCGUAGGUAUGGCUAUGGCAGAGCUAGGCUCAGCAGCUCCUACGUCCGGUGGUUUGUACUUUUGGACGUAUUCCCUUUCGUCGCCGAGGUGGAGGAAUCUGCUGUGUUGGAUAGUGGGAUAUGCCAAUACAAUCGGCUCCAUAGCAGCUCUUGCCUCUAUUGAUUGGGGAUGUGCAGUCCAAAUCCUUGCUGCCGCCUCAAUCGGGACGCAUGAAUCAUAUUCACCCACGGAUGCUCAAACUCUGGGUGUCUAUGCCGCCGUUGUCCUUUCUCAUGCCGUUCUAUGUGGAUUGGCCACGCCUGUUUUGGCUAGAUUGCAAACAGUAUAUGUCGUACUUAAUGUUAUACUUUGCUUCGCCAUAAUCAUCGCAUUACCUAUAGCAACACCCAGCGAGUUCAAAAACACUGCAUCAUAUGCACUAGGCGAUUUUACGAAUAUGAAUGGCUGGCCUAACGGCUACGCUUUCAUUCUGAGUUUCUUGGCUCCUUUAUGGACAAUCGGUUCAUUUGACUCUGCUGUUCAUAUCAGCGAGGAGGCUUCCAAUGCUGCCACUGCCGUUCCAUGGGCCAUCAUCAACGCCGUAGGUAUUGCAGGCGUGCUUGGCACAGCAAUCAAUAUCUCGCUUGCUUUCUGCAUGGGCACGGAUUUGGAUGCUAUCGUUAACAGCCCGAUUGGCCAACCAAUGGCCACGAUCUUCUUCAAUAGCUUCGGAGAGAAAGCAACCUUGGGCGUCUGGUCGGUAGUCGUGCUAGUGCAAUACAUGAUGGGUUCUAGCAUGCUUUUAGCUGCGUCGCGACAGACAUUCGCUUUUGCCCGUGACGGUGCUUUGCCUUUCUCGAGCUGGCUCUAUAGAAUGAACAGCUACACCAAGACUCCUGUGAACACGGUCUGGUUUGUGGCAGGCUGUUCAAUUCUCCUCGGCCUUCUCGCUCUUGCUGGAGCGACGGCCAUAAGCGCGGUGUUCUCCAUAUCCAUUACCGCAUCAUAUAUCGCCUAUGCCAUCCCCAUUGCAGCCCGAUUCCUUGGAGACAACGACUUCAAACCUGGCCCCUUCAGCCUCGGCGUCUUCAGUCUCCCUGUGGGGAUCGUUGCUGUUCUGUUCAUGUUUUUCAUGGUCAUCGUGUUCCUCUUCCCAACAACGCCACAAACUGAUGCUCCAGACAUGAACUACACUGUCGUCGUCAUGGGAGGCGUGCUCUUCCUUUCGAUUGUUUGGUAUUAUCUGCCUGUUUACGGAGGCGUGCAUUGGUUCACUGGGCCGAUCUCGAACAUUGGUGACGGCGUCGGGGAGAAUAAGCUCGAGAGGAUCAGCGGGGAUUCGAGUUCGGGGUUGGGGUCUGGUCCUACUGCGGAGAAGGACGUAGUGAAGGCUGAUAAGCUGGCAGCGGAUGUGGAGUCGUAUAGUUAG